AUGGCUACUGUUGUUCUUGUUACGGGUGCUAGGCUUCUAUUAAGCCGCGAGCUGGACCUCCACCGCAUAGACCAUGAGUCCAAUGCGGUCUCUGUACACACUAUCGAAGCCGAGAUGGGUCGUCGGGUGUGGUGGUACUUGGUAGCGACCGACUGGCUGUUGGCCGCGAGGUAUGGCGGUCCAGGCGAGGGCGUGUACCAGGCCAACCCGCGUCAAACGAUAGUCAAGAAGCCGCGCAACAUCAAUGACCUAGACUUGCUUGACGUCGGACUGCACCUAGACUUACCCGUCUCCCAACCGACCGAGAUGUCGUACUUCCUCCAACGGCUUCGCCUUGCCGAGAUUUCAUGA
Molecule: messenger RNA, 351 nt
Organism: Aspergillus nomiae NRRL 13137
Lineage: Eukaryota; Fungi; Ascomycota; Eurotiomycetes; Eurotiales; Aspergillaceae
Product: fungal specific transcription factor domain-containing protein
Exons: 3
Coding region: 1-351 (116 amino acids)
Source: RefSeq, a predicted model, not a curated record